Messenger RNA from Alligator mississippiensis (American alligator), 5094 nucleotides. It is a transcript of the gene EIF5A2, whose product is annotated as eukaryotic translation initiation factor 5A2. Gene Ontology annotation, biological process: positive regulation of translational elongation; positive regulation of translational termination. The coding region runs from base 124 to 585 and encodes 153 amino acids. Gene Ontology annotation, molecular function: translation elongation factor activity; ribosome binding; RNA binding. The record is from RefSeq and is a predicted model, not a curated record. Lineage: Eukaryota; Metazoa; Chordata; Crocodylia; Alligatoridae. The transcript is spliced from 5 exons.
GCGGGUUCAAAGCGGAAGUGGGGGGGGGCCCCGAGCUGUGGGUGCUCCUCCCCCCUUCCCUCCCGGCCUCUUCCCUUCUCGCCGGCGCUGCAGCCAGGCCCCGCCGGACCCCGCGCUGCUGCCAUGGCCGACGACCUGGACUUCACCACGGGCGAUGCGGGCGCCUCGUCCACCUACCCCAUGCAGUGCUCGGCGCUGCGCAAGAACGGCUUCGUGGUGCUCAAGGGCCGCCCCUGCAAGAUCGUCGAGAUGUCCACGUCCAAGACCGGCAAGCACGGCCACGCCAAGGUCCAUCUGGUUGGUAUUGACAUCUUUACCGGUAAGAAAUAUGAAGAUAUCUGCCCAUCAACUCACAACAUGGAUGUUCCAAAUAUCAAGAGGAGUGACUAUCAACUGAUUGGUAUUCAGGAUGGAUACCUCUCCCUGCUAACAGAAAGUGGUGAAGUUCGUGAGGAUCUGAAGUUGCCAGAAGGUGACCUGGGCAAAGAAAUAGAAGGGAAAUUCAAUGCAAGUGAAGAUGUGCAGAUAUCAGUUAUAUGUGCAAUGAAUGAAGAAUGUGCUGUAGCCAUAAAGCCUUGCAAAUAAACAAGAUCACCAGGCUCGAGCAACUGCUCAGGUCUGGACAAACUACAGAUCUUUAAAUUUGGUUCUGAUUGUCACCAAAGCUCUGGCCUUCACAAACAACCUCAUUUCUUUUUCCUUUUUUUUUUUUUUUUUUUUUUUUAAUUGUUUCAGAAUAGUGCUGGAUUCUAGAUUAAUGUUGCAGGCUAACUGGCAGUUUUCAAAAUCACUGAGGUUUUAAUUCCUUAUGACUUGUGUGACUGUCUUUUUAACAUUCCUGUGGGUUUCAGUUCAUAGGUCUAAGAAACCUGAUCAGGUGUCACUAAUGGGUAUAUUUUAUUUGCUUGAGCAAAACAUUUGUCUGUCCAAACAGACAAAGUACAGUAUUCAGGGGGCUUUUAGAUAGAGGGUAUCUAGGAUUAAAAACUAACCUAGAGCACAAAUAGUUCUUUUUUGGACAUGGUCUUUAGGUAGAACUGACAUAAUAAAUGUAGGGGGUUUUGUUUAUUUGUUUGGUUUGUGUGGUGGUUUUUUGUUUUGGGGUUUAUUUUUUUUUUUUUUUAACUUAAAUGUUAUUUUGUGAUUUGGGACUUUCACUGACCUGUAGGUGCCAAUCACAAGUUUUAGACCAAGAAACUCAAGUGAUCAAAAAUGCCAGCUCGCUUGACAAAGUCCUGGUGGCCAUGUGCAACUAACUGUAUUACCUCUGUACUCUUCUUUGCCAACUUGUUGGCUUACUUAUUGUAAUGUUAUAUAUUAAAAAUGGUGUCAAAGCCUACCUGUGGUCGAGGCAGGCAAUCAGAAUGUUGGGUAGUUAUUGCAUAGUUGGGUCAAGCGGACACAAAGGUGAGAAUGGAUGUUAAAGCUACAGACUUUCACUCGAGGCCUUUGUCAGACUUGGAAAAAUAAAAAUAGAAAAAUGCAGUUCAAUUGCUCUCUUCUAUUGUAUUUAUCUUGGUCUAUAAAAGGGGUAACACACUCCCCAGGAAUCAGUUGCAGUGCUUCCAGUGUUUAGGUGUAAACAUUCAGGUUAAACUUGCUUUUUGUAACACAUGGACUGAAAAUAUUUGAAAACAAAAUACAUUGUAGCAUCUAACUAAAUGCACAGCCUUUUCAUGUAAAGGAAACUAAGUUGAAUCUUGGGCAACUGAAAUGCCAACUCUAGGCUUGGCAGACUACACCACUAAACAGUCAUGGCUCAAUUUAGAAGUUAGUUACUUUAUCUAACUAUGAGUACACAACAAAUUCUCUGGUUUCUGCCAUCAGCAGAGUAGUUGUUCCUGAUUCACCAAGAAUAUGUAUGCAUGAUACGCUUAACGAACCUGAAAAGCUUUGCGAAAGUGGUGACAAAGAGUCACUAGCUUGCUUUGUCUAUAUCUUACACCUGAAAACUUCAUCCCUCCGUUUAAAUUGAGGGUGUUUUUUUUUUUUUCCCUUUUUAAAACAACCAUUUAGCUUGUGGCUUAAACCUCACAAGUAACACUUCAAUUGACAGACUGGUUUAUGAACUUGCCUUGAAGUUUUAAUGGCUGUUAACUAAUUGAGGACAGCUUGUAAACAUUUGGAGUGCUGCCAUACCAAAAAAAAAAUGCAUAGUUCAGUCACUUGCUUCUCUUUGGUAGUAGGAGCCAGACUUUAUGCUGCUAUAAAUUAAUUUUCAAAAAACCCCACAGUAGGAAUUCUCCAUAUCUCACAAGUUGUCAAAGCAGCUAUUCUGAGACAAACUUGUACAUACAACUCAUCUUGGUUAUAGUAAACCUUAGUCAAUUUGAAGUGUGCCUCUACAAGAUGCGCCCAUUUGCCAGUCUCUUCAUGACAUGGGGAGAAGCACAAUGCAGCUUAAAGCUAGCCAUUAAUAGCUGCCUUGUCCAUAAUUAAAGCACAAUGAACUGUAACUAAAUCUUAGCAGCAUGUAAAUAUUGCUACCUACUUGCCUCUCCAUAUAGGCUUUAUAUAGGACCUUAUAGGAACUGCCUUCUUUCGCACACAUUGGUAAAUCUGAUUUAUAAGGCAAGGCUCUGGACCUGACUACAGAUUGAAAUGGGUCCAAACUAAAGUAGGUUUAAAAGUGCUUUCUUAAUAGCUAAAGCCACUUCGCACUGCUCUACUCUUCUUUUUUUUUUUUUUUUUUUGCUGGCCCCUUUUAAUAGGAAACUAUGUGGAAGGGGCAGUGUGUAUUCUGAAAGACGGGUAUCACAUGGCUCAGAUAUGACUAAUGCUAUUGAUAUUGUCAAUGACAAGUUGAGGUGCCUGAUAUCAACUGGAAAGUCUAACAGUGAUAUAACCUAGUUAGUGCAAGUUCCAGAUGCUAUCACUGCUAUAAAUGUUGCAGGACAAAUUCAAGUCCUUUCUGUUCUCUUUGUGCUUUAGUACAAAUCUUAAAUGUGUAUCAGCCUUCAAAACAACAUUUGAUGCAGUCAAAUAUUGGAUACAACUUGCUUGCAACUCUUAUGUUUUUACUUUAGUUGUCGUCUGUAAUCCUCUCCAUUUCUACCCUUUUCCCCCCUGCCUUGGUUUGUACAGUAGUAGGGUCUUGGUCUGACUGGGGCUUCUGGGUACUAUUAUGAUGCACCUAAAUAAAUUGAAUUCUAGAAGUUUUAAAGAUUUAUUUCUCAAGUAGUCAGAAAUGCCUUCCUAAGGGGUAAAACUGCCCUCAAUUCUGCAAGACUUGGUACCUUUAAAAGAAUCCGUUUGGGUCUAUAUGAAUCUAAUUGCAUGUGAUAAUUUUACCUGUUGUUUAUCCACCUUAUAAUGCACUUAAAGAUCGAUGAAAGUUAUCGUAUACAUGGAAUUGCCUGUAGAUCAUGCAUAAACCUGUGUGCGCUAAAUCAUCUUGCAGAUAAUACCAUAAAACUUAACUGGUGAAGUAUGUUAAAGGGUUCCUAUUGAAUUCAAGACAAACACUUGAACCAUGUAUUUCAUAGCAACAUCUCUUAGCUCACUGUCAUUUACAGCCCACUUAAAAAAAAUUCUGACUAGCUCCAGUAAAAUAUUUCAUGAAAAAUGUAGCAAUUUAACAAAACUUGACUGGGGAGAGUUUCUUUCCUCUCACAGCUCCACUCUAAAACUAAUGGCAUGUUUGUGUGGUUUGUAGCACUAGCUUCUAAAUUUAACUUUUAAGGUGAUAUUUGUAAUAUUGGGACAAACUGCAAGUUCUAGUAGUUGCUGUAACUUGCUUAAGUUAAAAGACUUUGAAAACUGGGAGGGAGUGGAGUUAGGAAAUAUUUUACUCCUAUUUUGUUUUUUGUUUUGUUCUUCUGGGGUUUUUCCUUCUGUCUUUCCAGUUCUUCGGAGAGCUGUAGGCUGUUACUUGCCUCAAAUAUUGGUAAAUAUUAUUUAACAACUUAAAUGGAUCUUCCUAAUUUUUGCUUGAUUAUGGUGGUUUUUCAACUAGACUUGCUAGUUGAGCCAUGUUCUCAGGGCUGCUUUUACUAAAAAUUUUAAUUAAUUGAAGUUCAUUGCAUUAACAGUAACUGCUUGUAAGUCUCUUGCAGGGUUUUUCUAAUUCAUAAAUCUAUAACAUGCCCAAAAUGGUGCAUAGUCUGCAAUCUCAGAAUAUUGUAUUUUGCAUAAUCUGUUCAAGAAUCAAAACUGGUGACAAGUCAGCUGAUGGUUACUGAAGGUUAAGCAUGUUAAAUGUUAAUUGGCUUCAAAAUUCAGACAGUCACUUACUUUUUUUGUUUUGGUUGAAUAAUUAGAAUGAAGUGUGUCACAGUAAGAUUAAUCUCUGGUUAAAAAAAAAUUACACUUACUAAGGCUUGUGGGGGGGCAAUAUAGCAAUGAACAUAUAUAGCGAGAUGGUUGUUUUUUUGUUUGUUUUUAAUGAAGGCAUAAAUCUUAAAAGGCAUUAUGUUAAGUAUAUGGUGGAUUUUUAAAAAUAUUUUGCAGGGUACACUUAAAACAUCAGAAGUCUCACUUUUUAAUGUCUCUAGUCUACCCCCUAAAGUAGUUAGCUUACGAGAAUGAUUCUGUAUUGUGGUUUACAGCCAGUGUGAAAUUGGAAGUAAGUAUUUUUGGUUAGUUUAAAUGUUAGCCACAUAAUACUAAAUAUACAAUACCUGUUGUUUGCACGUUAAAUUGUAAACAUACCAACUGCUAUUCAGUGUACCUUUUAAUAAAAAAAAAAAAAAAAAAAGUCUGGGGAAGAGGAGAGAUGUUUCUUAAUGAAACUCUACCUGCAAGGUCAUUUUACUGACCAUAAGGGAGAAAAAUACUUUGUAUGCUAUUUUAUUUAGUCUUAGAGAUAAGCAAGCAAUGGAUCUGUUUGGUCAACUGGAAGGGUUCAAAUGUUUAUAUGUUAAGAUAUAUUUGCUUUCCAAGUCACAAACAGUAAUUUGAGAGAUGUAACUGUACAUUACCCUUCUGUAAUAGCAAAGUAUUCAAAGUUACUAAGAGUAAAAGAUGUUAAGGUUACAAAGAUUUGUUUUAAAGAAAGCCUUUAACACUUAAAGUUCGCUAAAAUGCUUUUAUAAAAUGUAACUAAAGUCAAAGUUCAUGAACAAUAAGGAAAAAAUAAAGCUAAAUUUUAAGGUC